UGCUCAAUGGCAAGACCCCGUUCAUUAACGUUUGUGAACAGUUGGUGAAAGGACCGCGCGCGACUCGGCACUCUGCCAAGAAGUGUUUUUUUCUACUUUAAUUGUGUGUGUGUGUGUGAUUGUGCUCAAUUGAAUUUUCUGGUGUGAAUACACCUACCAAGCAAACGGAAAGCUUCCGGUGCCCAGAUAUUUGGGGCAGUCUUCUAUCAAAAAAAAAACGCCACCACACCGGAAACCACCUACAGUAUCAAAUUUUUGCCAACUAGGCAGUACGCUACUUCCGGUUGAAAUAGACGACAGCGAGCAAAGCUACAUCGGUGGGUUGAGGGCUGGCAACUCUCAACUCGAUUCGGGGCGUUAUCUAAAGCGUUAAAAUUUCAUUAGAAUUAAACGGUGAAUUUAUCUCACUAUCCCGAUGGCACAAACAACUGAGUUCGUCAACGAAUGCCGUUCAUGGCGAGAAAUUCUAUCGGCGAAGUCGUCCGUCGGCCGCGGUGCCGUCGGACGACCAGCGGGGGGAAGAAACGAUUUGCUUUUACGGAGGCCUAGUUCACCGAAGCAAUCGGAACAACUUGUCGUCGCUGGAGGAGUCACCGCUCGAUUUGCUGUCACCGGCGCACACGCCGGACGGCGAUCUCGGGAAAGAGCUGCUGUUACCGGCGGUCGGUACGGCCGUACCGGAGCUGGUGGAUACGCUCGCGGACGACGAAACGGCGACGUCCUGGAUGAAUACGACCACGAUGCUGGAGAGCUGUUCGCCCACACCGUCCGGACCACCGGUGGAACACGCGCCCUGGUGGUCGGCACACAGCGACAGCCUGUUUCCGGAGGUGGAGGAGGACGAUUGCGACGUGCGGGCGCUGGUGCCCGGGAAGGGCCGGGUGGACGUGGAGCGGAACCGCGCUACAACAGGUGAACGGUUCCUGGGGGAUGCGCGAAAAACAGCAGCGGAUGCCUGCCGGAUUGAAUUUGACACAACUGCAAGUUUCAGUGGUGCAGAAGAAAGCGUAACUGUACACGACGUAUGUAAUAAGACCAUCAGAAGCAGCAGCAGCAGCAGCAGAAACGACAGUAACCGCGGCUGCAGCGGCCAGUUUUCUAGCGGAGCACGAAGCCAUGUGGCCUCGGGUAGCUGCAACGGUAGUGGGACCGUUGCAGCCGCUUCUUCCUCCGGUGCGACUGUUGCUAUCCUCGGGCAGCAACAGCAGCAACACCAGACAAACUCCUCCAAGAAACCGUGUGACUACAGUAGCAUUAGCGUUAGCAGUAGCAGUAAUAGUAAUAGAGGUGGGCCCGGCAUUAACAGCGCGUCCGGUAGCAGGCCAUUCGUGGCCCCCAUCUCACCAACACUAGCGGCAGCAGGCACAGGUGACCACGCGAUGGUCACCGCACCGACGUCAGCCCUACCGGACAUUGACUGGACGAACGAGACCUGUCUUGCGGGCGGACUCGACUUUACCAACACCAUCGUAGACGAUCCGCGCCACCUGUGGCUAAACUCACCGACCACCAGCAGCAGCGGUAGCAACAUCACCGAUACCGAGCUCGAGCGCAGCCUGGACGAGUAUCACCGUACCGCCAGGGGACAGUCGAAACCGAUCGAGACGAGCAUUGACUGUGCGAACCUGCUCGACGAACUGCACGUGGAACUCUCCGAACCGCCCGUCACAAUCAGCCCGACCGUUUCGCUACACGAAGAGAUCGAACAGCUAUCCAGUGCGUUCGACUGUGACGCAUCCAACCAUCUUGUGUCGACCACAGUACCGGCGAUCGCCACGCUACCAUUCCUUGGGCUGCCCGUCGACGGUACCGAACCGAUACCGCUCAACUUUUUCAAGUGGCUACAGGAAGACAUAUCAUCCAUCAACGUACCGGCACGCCCGGAACUUCGUUCCGCCUCGUCAGAAGUUAUCGAAAGUCUACUCACCGGUACCAGUGAUGCGACCGCACACUUCUACAAACCUGGACAAGAAAUCUCAACCACCGCACAUAGUACGAGCGAUAGCUCGUUCGAGCAGAGUCUCGAUCAGAUACACAACAUCAACGGUUUGACGCGCGAUGUCAGUAGCAAAACGACGACAAUAACGGGCAGACGACACGGUAAUUGCACUACUGCAACCGCUAGCUCUACUACUACUGCAACAACGACGACGACGACAACAACUUUAACGAUACCUAACACGGCAAAUCAUUCACAACGCGAUCACAACUACUACGCCAUGAAGCGACGCAUGCAGGAAGAAGACAUUGGCCAGGAGGGUACACCUACGAAAGUGUCCAAACUGAAUCAACCCAUCGGCAAUAGCUGGACAAUGCAUGAUGAGAAAUUCUCAACACCUUCCACACCCGGUCAACCGGCUACAGCAAGCAGCAGUGACAGUUGCAAACAACACUCGCACACCAAACAGCCUGCUGUCAAUACAACUACUGCUGUUGGCAGGAUGGAAAGAAAGCUUUCCCUUGCCAGUCGCAAAGCACCAACACUUGCUGUAAAUGUAACACCGAGGAUAAACCUGCCUGCCGCUGCUUCAUUGGGAGUAGUAGGACAGCAUCAACCAUCGUCCACCAUUAGUGGACAGACUUUAGCAGCAGCAGCAGCACUGCUGCCAGCCAACAUUCUGACCAGUACAGCAACAACUACUACUACGUCAACGACCACCACUACCCACGAGCCGCUACGCAUACCAUCGCAGGCAGCCACACUCAACACACCGGACCUGACUAACGACAUUUUGGAUUUGGAAGAUGAAAAGUUUGAUCUUCUGUCAUUCAUCGACACCAAUGACGAAGCGUUAGGAUUUAGCUCUUACCCUGCAACGGUAGAGGAGAAACCCACAUUAGAUCUACUACCUUCCCCGUCCGCCACAUACACGGAACGUCACAAGACAUCCGCAGACCAUGGCGAACGGUCACGUACCUUGUCCUCCUCCACGAGAGCAACACCCGGCACCAGCAGUAGCAAGGGUGAUACCAAGAAGCAAAUCUACCAGCUGCUAACACUGGACAACCUUUGUCAGCUGACGAGCGAUUCAGACGACAGCAGGUCCCGUGCCGCCACCACUACCGGUGGUCGGCGCACCAACACUAGCAGCGCAUGCAGUAUCGGGUCCCGCUCGUCCGCAUCGUCCGUGUGCGGUGACUCCAGCUCGGAUAUAUCGUCCGGCAACAAGGCACCGAAGCGCCGUGGUCGUCCACCGAAGGUGGCCGGUACGGUGCGCGAUCGCUCCCAGUACCAGCAUCUGAGCGAGGCCGACUGGCGUUACCGUGAGCAGCGCGAUAAGAACAACGAAGCGUCACGGAAAUCCCGCAUCAACCGGAAGGACCGCGAGAUGAAGCUCGAGAUGGAGGCGGACCAGUUGAGCGCCCAGCAUCAAAAGCUCUCAUACGAGGAGCGUCGCCUGCAGCAGGACUGCCAACGGUGGCGCAAGGCGGUAAUGAAACUGGCACUGCUGUAAACAUCCCCAUGCUCUCCCCUUACUCCUCUACCCCUCUACCCACGUUGACUUGCUAGGCGCGUAGAGUGUUUUAGUGUGUAAGACAUUUUGUGGAUUUUAUGUAACUACUGCUGAUUUUAACACUAACCUUAGGACGAACACAUGUAUGUGUUUAUAGCGAUAUAUAACUGCACACUAUAUAUUCGAGCGAGCAUGAUGAUACACUCUAUAAAUGUUGAUUUCUAAGCUGCUCAGAAUGCAGACUUCGGUCGAUAUCGACAUUCGUAUCGAUGUGACUACAAUUUCUUCUUCUAGGCGUAACGACCAACUAGGUCAUGCCUGCUAUAACUGGCUAAAUUAGACUUAACAAAACUUGUUCGUGUUCAGCCACCCUCACCGAAGCGAAGUUUUUAUAACAAAUUUUAUUCUUUUGUUUCUCCCGUACUCAUUGGAGGAUUGGAGACCAAUCUGUUGUACUGUCGAAAACAAAACUAUGUGUUGAUUAAUAUUAUAUACGUUAUUACAUUAUCAUUGCAAUUGCGAUUUUAAACAUUGAUUUCUUUU
Anopheles funestus (African malaria mosquito) is the source of this 3998-nucleotide messenger RNA. Its product is annotated as serine-rich adhesin for platelets-like. Gene Ontology annotation, biological process: regulation of DNA-templated transcription. Bases 726 to 3455 code for a protein of 909 amino acids. The transcript is spliced from 4 exons. The record is from RefSeq and is a predicted model, not a curated record. Gene Ontology annotation, molecular function: DNA-binding transcription factor activity. Lineage: Eukaryota; Metazoa; Arthropoda; Insecta; Diptera; Culicidae.